Molecule: messenger RNA, 2307 nt
Organism: Prunus dulcis (almond)
Lineage: Eukaryota; Viridiplantae; Streptophyta; Magnoliopsida; Rosales; Rosaceae
Product: probable polygalacturonase
Exons: 7
Coding region: 661-2064 (467 amino acids)
Biological process (GO): carbohydrate metabolic process
Molecular function (GO): polygalacturonase activity
Source: RefSeq, a predicted model, not a curated record
UAGGCAGCAGCAGCAUGCGGUGGUCCAGGUCCAGCAGGCAUCCACCACCAGCCUAAUACCCCAAUCCCUGGGCUUGUAGCCUGACUUUUGUUCGUAUCCGAUGUCGCACGUUGCAGCAGGAACCAGGAAAAAGCCAGUGUCAGUGACACAGUGGGCGUGGGUGCUCCCAAAAAUAUACUAAGAAUCAGAAGCACAACACCCCAGCCUCCUUUUCUUUUCUGGGUAGCCUCCAGUUUUCAUCAAAACUUGCUACUGCUCUGCUUUGAGUCUCUGACACAGAGAAGGAGAAAGUGACGUAUUGGAGAAGCUCAAGUCAACAAAAGCACAGGGGACCUACUGCUUAAUUUUUGGCGGGCAGCAACGGUCACUUUCAAUGAUUUUAUGUGGGUGGUGGUGGCUUUCUCCCUGACCCAUCUACUCACUCUCUGUCACACACUUGCUUUGCCUGUUUGGCUUAGUUUGCCUAUUUUACCUAUUGCCCGUGAUCUUCUCAGUUUGAUCUUUCAUUUCAUUUUUAACCAACCCUCUCAAGCUUUCUCCUUUUCGUCUCUCUGCCUUUGCUUGUUGCUUGUUUGAUCACAAGGAAGGAGAUUGAGCUGAGGCGGACACAGGCUUUCUCAAGCUGCUUGGGCUGUAACGGCAAAAGCAGAUCUCAAUCAUAUGAGGAGAUCUUCUACUCUGGUGGAUGUGUUUCUCCUACUUGCAUUGUUCAGUGGUGCUCCAUGGGCUGUCAAGGGCAGUCCACAUUGCAGCAAACGGGCCAACUCAGGAGAAAUUCGACCUCACAGUGUCACUAUCACUGAAUUUGGCGCUGUUGGAGACGGGGUCGCUCUCAACACAAAAGCCUUUCAGAAUGCCAUCUUCUAUCUCAAUUCCUUCACAGACAAGGGUGGGGCCAAGCUUUUUGUCCCAGCUGGCCGGUGGUUGACAGGAAGCUUCCAUCUCAUCAGCCAUCUAACCUUGUGGUUGGAUAAAGAUGCAGAAAUUCUUGGAUCAACGAACUCUGAUGACUGGCCAGUUGUUGAACCUUUACCAUCAUAUGGUCGAGGAAGGGAGUUGACAGGUGGAAGACAUCAAAGUCUCAUUUAUGGACGCAAUUUGACGGAUGUUAUCAUAACAGGUGAUAAUGGGACUAUCGAUGGCCAAGGCAGCAUCUGGUGGAAUUGGUUCCAUAACAAAACCCUGAAUUACACAAGGCCCCAUUUGGUGGAAUUGAUGAACUCAACUGGGAUUGUGAUCUCAAACCUGACCUUCCUAAAUUCACCAUUUUGGACCAUUCACCCUGUAUAUUGCAGCCAUGUAACUGUCCAGAAUGUGACAAUCAUUGCUCCUCCAAAGUCACCAAACACGGAUGGGAUUGAUCCAGACUCUUCUGAUAAUGUCUGCAUUGAAGAUUGUUAUAUUAGCACUGGUGAUGAUCUGAUAGCGAUCAAAAGUGGAUGGGAUGAGUAUGGUAUUUCAUAUGGUCGUCCCAGUAGAAACAUUAUCAUUCGUAGGAUUACUGGGAAAACUGAAACAAGCGCAGGAAUUGCGAUUGGAAGUGAGAUGUCUGGAGGUGUGUCAGAAGUUCAUGCAGAAAACCUCCAUUUUUUCAAUUCUAAGACAGGUAUCAGAAUAAAGACCUCCCCAGGAAGGGGUGGCUAUGUGAAAAAUAUCUUUGUAUCGAACGUGACCUUGGAUGGUAUAGAUAUAGCUAUAAGGUUCACCAGUCACUACGGGGAGCACCCAGAUGAGUUUUAUGACCCAAAUGCCCUCCCUAUUAUAGAGCAAAUUACUUUUAAAGAUUUCGUAGGAAAGAAUAUCAAAACUGCAGGUCUCCUAGAGGGUUUAGAAGGUGACACUUUUCUGGACAUUUGCUUAUCCAAUAUUACUCUUAAUGUGACCUCAAAGUCUCCAUGGAAAUGCUCUUCUAUUCAAGGAUAUUCUGACUUAGUUUCUCCAGAAACUUGUGAGCCUCUCAAGGAGAGAAUCUCCCCUGAGCAUUACUUGGAUUGUUACUAUCUAUCUGAUCACAUAUGGAUUUCAAGUAAUCAAAACAAAGGUGUUCAGUUUCUGGCUUGGUAGAUUCAUGAAAGUUGCCUUCUGUGAAUGUUGAAAAAAAUCGAUUCUUGCCAUUUCUCAGUGCAACAGCCAAUUACAUAGCUGGAGGAUAUAAUUGCGCGACAUAAGAAGUUGAGUGGAGUUGCCAAUUUGUGGUUUGUACCUUGCGGGAUGGUAUUAAGAGAAUGAGUAUAUCUUGUAAGUUUGUGUGCAGUAACAAAUAAUUGAGUGAUUUUGUCAUAAAUUGGAAAUAGAAAGAUUUUGUAA